Messenger RNA from Symbiodinium natans, 411 nucleotides. The record is from the annotation of a GenBank genome assembly. NCBI's taxonomy places the organism in Eukaryota, Dinophyceae, Suessiales, Symbiodiniaceae.
AUGGUCGCGAAAGGCUCCUCAAUGCGCUGCCAUCUGAGGCGUCGGUGUCGCUCUUGGUGCAGAAUGCUGCCAUUGGGGACCCAGGGCCGCUGGCCGAGUUGGAAAUCCAUCACUUCGAGGAACGCUGAGGGCCUGAACGUUGCUGUCGGUUCGCUGAGCCCAGGUCUGGUUGACACCGAAGGCGUCCGAGAUCACGUCGCCAAGGCUCGACGCCUUGACUUGCCUCACGUUGCCUUCUUCGAUCAGGCGUUUGAGCAGGGCUGGGCGACGGAGAUGGAUCAGCUGAUGUGCUUCGUGGAUGAGGUCCUGAGCAUGCCCAGGGAGCAGUUCACCUCGCAGGAGUGGCGAUUUUCGGAGUGGCGGAAGAAGGUGGAGCAGCAUGAUGCGCCUCAGAGUGAGAGCUCCUUGUGA